Anas platyrhynchos (mallard) is the source of this 3019-nucleotide messenger RNA. The record is from RefSeq and is a predicted model, not a curated record. Lineage: Eukaryota; Metazoa; Chordata; Aves; Anseriformes; Anatidae.
GGGACAGCCUGGGCUCCCGGCGCUGAGUGAAGUUGCUUUUUCUGAGCUUGGAAACUCAGUUUAUCUGAGUUUCCACUUUAAUCCCGGGAUUAAAGGCUUGGUUUGUGUUAAUGAUUGUGGAAUUAGGAGGAGAGGUGGCCCCGGGAGUGGGCUGGCUGCCACUCAAGAGCGAUGGAGCCAGCUGGCUUCAGUCCUGCUUUUUUUUUUUUUCUUCACAAGGCAAGUGUGCCCCAGAAGGGACAGCCGCCAUUUGGCCCUUUCCUCAGUGGCCUGUCCAGCUCCUGAAGUUUUCAUGGUGUGACAGGGCCAGCUGGAACAGAAACUCCUCAUACAGACUGACACUGAACCCCAGAAGGGAGUGCAGACAAAAGCACAUGCCAUCUCUGCAGAAAUUUGUCAGCUCUUCUCACAGACAGGACUUGGCUGCCUUUUACGUGAGUCCAAAGUACAUGUAACAAACACAGGAGUAAGUCACUGAAUGCAGUGACAGCGCCAGAACAGGUGUACAGCCAAGAGUCUGAGAUCUGUGUGAGGAGUCAAAGCUGGGACGCAUCUCAAUACUCAGAGGACUCACAUUUUGAUGCAAGGCCAAGAAGCAGUAAGUUGGGACUGACAGCUUUUUCACAAGAAUUUCUUGGAGAGGCUAUAGCCGUUGUUGCUGCCAUGCAUUUUCUACUGAAGGUCCCGAGUGCUAUAUCCCUACGUGCUGCCCUGAGAAAAUCUCUCCAGCUUUGCAGCCAGAGCUACACAGUUUCCACCUCUUUCAGUUAUGAGGCUAUAAAACAACAGUGCAGACUAGAGGUGCCAGAGUACUUCAACUUUGCAAGCGAUGUGCUGGACAGAUGGACUAAAAUAGAAAAGGAAGGGAAAAAAAAUAAAAAUCCUGCAUUGUGGUGGGUAGAUGGUGAUGGAAAAGAGGUGAAAUGGAGCUUUGAGGAGCUGGGAGUCCUUUCCAGGAAAGUAGCUAAUGUACUCUCCGAUGCUUGCGGUCUGCAACGGGGAGACAGAGUUCUUCUCAUUCUGCCCCGGAUCCCAGAAUGGUGGCUGGUGAAUGUGGCUUGCUUGAGAACAGGAAAUGUCCUGAUUCCUGGCACGCAGCAGUUGACAGUGAAGGAUAUUCUCUAUCGACUACAGAAAUCCAAGGCAAAGUGCAUCAUCACUGAUGAUUUUGUGGCACCAGCUGUAGAUUCAGUUGGGGCUGAAUGCCAGUCUCUGAAAUGCAAGUUGCUUGUGUCAGAGGGCCACAGAGAAGGAUGGCUGAACUUUAAAGAUCUCCUGAAAAAUGCUCCUUCUAAUCACCAGUGUGUGACCACAAAGCAUCAUGAUCCAAUGGCCAUCUAUUUUACCAGUGGAACUACAGGAUCCCCCAAAAUGACUGAACAUUCCCACAGCAGCUAUGGUAUUGGCUUCACAGUAAAUGCGAGGUACUGGCUGGACUUGACUCAUUCAGACGUAAUUUGGAGCACAUCAGACACGGGCUGGGCAAAGGCAUCUUGGGCUAGUAUAUCAACGUGGAUUCAAGGGGCAUGUGUAUUUGUACAUAAAAUGCCACAAUUCAACCCAAUUACUGUCUUUGAGUGUCUGUCAAGAUACCCCAUAACUGUCUUCUGUUCUCCUCCAACCGCAUAUCGAAUGUUUGUGCAACAUAAACUGUCCAGCUAUACAUUCAAAAGCCUGCGUCACUGUGUGAGUGCUGGGGAGCCAAUCAACCCCGAUGUGAUGGAAGAAUGGAAAGUGCAGACUGGGCUGGAUAUUCAUGAAGGCUAUGGACAGACAGAAACAGUGCUGAUCUGUGCAAAUUUUAAGGGAAUGAAAAUUAAGCCUGGUUCUAUGGGAAAACCAUCUCCAACGUAUGAUGUCAAGAUUAUAGAUGAAAACGGUAAUAUUCUGUCUCCUGGAAAAGAAGGAGAUAUUGCCAUCAGAGUAAAACCUACGAGACCGCCUUUUCUUUUUACUUGCUAUACUGAUGAUCCAGAGAAAACAGCGGCAACAAUACGUGGGGAUUUUUAUGUCACUGGAGACAGGGGGAUUAUGGAUGAAGAUGGAUACUACUGGUUUGUUGGAAGAUCUGAUGAUGUCAUUACUUCUGCUGGAUACCGUAUUGGACCAUUUGAAGUAGAAAGUGCCCUAAUAGAGCAUCCCGCAGUGGUGGAAUCAGCAGUAGUCAGCAGCCCAGACCCCAUCAGGGGAGAGGUAGUGAAAGCCUUCGUGGUUUUAACACCUGAAUAUGUUUCACAUGAUCCAGAAGAAGUGAUAAAAGAGCUACAGGACCACGUUAAGAAAGUUACUGCUCCAUACAAGUAUCCUAGGAAGAUGGAGUUUGUUCAAGAGUUGCCAAAAACUGUUAGUGGGAAGAUUCGAAGGAAUGAACUACGCCAGAAGGAGUGGAGAAAAUAGUAGAGUUCUUUUAUAGAGUCAGUUUUUUGUUUUUAAACAAAAGAUAAUGCUGAUUUAUACAGUAAUGUAGAGUAAAAGACUAUGGCCUUCUUAGUUUAGGAUUUUAUAAAUUCAUAGAAUCAUUUAGGUUGGAAAAGACCUCUAAGGUCAUCAUGUCCAACUCUUAAAUUCUUACCUGAUCCCCAGCAUUUGGCUGUCCCUGGUGCUACACUAAUAGCUAAUAGUACAAAAGCAGGCAGACUGAUACAAAUGAAGUGGAAAAUUCAUGUAGUCAAGAGUACAAUAGAUGCAUUAAAUAAACUGAAAUGUCACUGGCAUUUUAUCUUUAUUGUUACUCAAUUUAAAAAAGAGUUUAAAAGAACGCUUGUUUCAAGAAUCACUUUUGAAAAGUGUGAUAACUUAUAAAUACAUUUUCAAAGUUAUAAUCACUGAAAGUAUAUUUAGAAAAAAUAGUGCAAAUAAAAUCUACAUCAUUAAAGUGUUGAGGACUAGACUAGCAAAGAAUUUAAAAUACAUGAUACAGUAUAAUUAAUAGCUGCUUAUACUAAUCUUAGCAUUUACUUUUUUCUGUUCUCUCACACUGCAUCAAUGAUAUAGUUUAUAAUAUAUGAAUAUUACUGUA